Lachancea meyersii CBS 8951 is the source of this 3948-nucleotide messenger RNA. Lineage: Eukaryota; Fungi; Ascomycota; Saccharomycetes; Saccharomycetales; Saccharomycetaceae. The record is from the annotation of a GenBank genome assembly.
AUGAGUAAGGUUCGGCGAAGAUCUAACGAAGAUACAUUAUUUGACAUUGACUUUUUAAACGAUGAUUUUGCGCCAAAUUUCGACAGACGGCUGUCUAACGUCAGUAACACGAAUCCGUUCGAAACGCGAAUAGUAGACUCUGAUUAUGACCUUUUGAAUGGUUUGCGACAUGGAAUUGUACCGCAGGAAACGGUGGACCUCGACCGUGGCUCAGCAGAGUUUGGACACGAAGACAAUAUCGAAAAUGACAUGGUAGAAAAUCCAUUUGGCAAUGACACAAAUGAACGGUCUCUACGAAAUCCUAGUGACGUUGGAAUGCCAGUGCAAGGAAGUUCUCGCUUUAAAAGGGCGCUUCGAAGGCUGAAAACCGGCCUCAGUCUGGGCAACAAUAGUCCUAACGCCUACCAGGGCUUCGAAAUGCACAGUUACGACGACCUGGGCCAAGAUGAUAGAUACACAAGGUCUAGAAACAAAUUCGACAUUAAAGUACUUUUCAAUCGCUACAUUCUACGUCGACCUGGAGACCAGAAUGUGGAAGCAGGCGCCCCGCGAAUUAUAUAUCUCAACGAUAGGGAAGCCAAUAUCGCCCAGGGAUUCGGCGACAAUCACAUUUCCACCACCAAAUACAACCUGGCCACGUUUUUACCGAAAUUUUUGUUUCAGGAGUUCUCGAAGUACGCAAACUUGUUUUUCCUGUUUACGUCUGCGAUACAGCAGGUUCCUAACGUCACACCAACCAAUCGAUACACUACCAUUGGCACGUUGUUGGUUGUUUUAAUUGUUUCGGCAGUUAAAGAGAGUGUUGAAGAUUUGAAGCGAGCAGGUUCAGACAGAGAGCUCAAUGACUCCAAGGCAGAAGUCUUUUCUGAACAGCUACACGAUUUUGUUGCCAACAAGUGGGUCAACAUCUCGGUUGGCGAUAUCAUCAAAGUCAACUCCGAAGAAGCCAUCCCGGCAGAUAUCAUAAUUUUGUCCUCUUCUGAACCAGAGGGUCUAUGUUACAUCGAAACUGCUAAUCUCGAUGGUGAGACCAAUCUGAAGAUCAAACAGGCCAGAGUGGAAACCUCCAAAAAUCUGGAUGCUGCUCAACUGGCCAGAGUGUCCGGAAAAGUUGUAUCCGAGCAGCCAAAUUCAAGCUUAUACACCUACGAGGGAACAAUGACUUUGAAUGGAAAGCAAAUACCACUUACGCCCGAACAAUUGAUUCUGAGAGGUGCCACUUUGCGAAACACAGCCUGGGUUUAUGGCUUUGUUGUUUUCACAGGACACGAAACCAAGCUAAUGCGUAAUGCCACUGCGACGCCUAUUAAAAGAACAGCUGUUGAGCGUGUCAUAAACAUGCAGAUUCUAGCUCUUUUCGGUGUUCUGAUCGUUUUGGCUUUGAUUUCCUCUAUUGGCAAUGUUAUCAAAGUUACAAGUGACGCCAAGCACCUGUCGUAUCUGUAUUUACAGGGCACGAACAAAGUCGGUCUCUUUUUUAAAGAUAUCCUAACCUACUGGAUCUUGUUCUCAAAUCUGGUACCUAUUUCCUUGUUCGUCACAGUCGAAAUGAUCAAAUAUUACCAAGCCUAUAUGAUCGGUUCUGAUCUGGACCUUUACGAUGAAAAAACUGAUACCCCAACAGUUGUUCGUACCUCCUCUUUGGUUGAGGAGCUCGGUCAAAUAGAAUACAUUUUCAGUGAUAAGACUGGUACGCUUACAAGAAAUGUCAUGGAGUUCAAGUCUUGCUCCAUCGCUGGCAAGUGUUACAUCGAAACUAUACCCGAGGAAAACAAUGCAAGAAUAGAAGAUGGGAUCGAGGUUGGGUUCAGGAAAUUUGACGAGAUGAAAUCUAGACUUGAUUGCAGUGAUGAUCCUGAGUCUCAAAUUAUCAAUGACUUUUUGACAUUACUUGCAACUUGCCAUACAGUUAUACCCGAGUUCCAGGACGACGGGUCAAUUAAAUACCAAGCUGCCUCACCGGAUGAGGGUGCCUUGGUUGAGGGUGCAGCAAUGCUUGGCUAUAAGUUCAUCAUCCGUAAACCCAGCACCGUUUCUAUUGUGAUAGAAAGCUCAGGAACAGAACAAGUUUACGAACUGCUUGAUAUUUGUGAAUUUAACUCUACCAGAAAAAGAAUGAGUGGAAUAUUCAGAAUGCCGGACGGACAGAUCAAAUUGUUCUGUAAGGGAGCUGACACGGUCAUACUGGAAAGACUUCGAGCGGAUAACAAUCCAUAUGUGGAAGCGACAGUUCGUCAUCUAGAAGACUAUGCGGCUCAGGGGUUAAGAACGCUGUGUCUUGCAACGAGAACUAUAUCUGAUACUGAGUAUGCUGACUGGAAAAAGCUGUAUAACGCGGCGUCCACAACACUUGACGAUAGAGCUGGAAAAAUGGAUGAAGCGGCUGAAUCGAUUGAAAAGGAUUUGUUUCUGAUAGGUGCGACUGCAAUUGAAGACAAGCUACAAGAUGGAGUUCCUGAAACCAUCCACACUUUGCAGGAUGCUGGAAUAAAAAUUUGGGUUUUGACAGGUGAUAGACAAGAAACGGCCAUAAACAUUGGUAUGAGUUGCCGGUUGUUGAGCGAAGACAUGAACCUUUUGAUCGUUAACGAAGAGUCAAAAGAGGCUACCAGAAGAAAUUUAAUGGAAAAACUAAGGGCUAUUGGUAACCAUCAAAUCUCUCAACAGGACAUUAACAGUUUGGCUUUAGUGAUAGAUGGCAAAUCUCUCGGUUAUGCUUUAGAGAGCGAUCUGGAAGAUUACCUACUAGCCGUGGGAAAAAUAUGCAAGGCCGUUAUCUGCUGCCGUGUUUCUCCGUUGCAAAAGGCGCUCGUGGUGAAAAUGGUGAAACGCAAAACAGAGUCCCUGCUACUAGCAAUCGGGGAUGGUGCGAACGACGUCAGCAUGAUUCAAGCGGCGCAUAUCGGUGUGGGUAUCAGUGGAAUGGAGGGUAUGCAGGCUGCCCGUUCAGCGGACUUCGCAAUUGCAGAGUUCAAGUUCUUGAAAAAACUCUUACUAGUUCACGGAUCGUGGUCCUAUCAAAGAAUAUCACAGGCCAUUCUCUACUCAUUCUACAAAAACAUUGCGCUUUACAUGACCCAAUUUUGGUACGUGUUCGCCAACGCAUACUCGGGACAAUCUAUCAUGGAGUCAUGGACAAUGACAUUCUACAACGUGUUUUUCACCGUCUUGCCGCCUUUCGUGAUGGGAGUCUUUGAUCAAUUUGUUAGUAGUCGUCUUCUCGACCGCUACCCACAGCUGUACAGACUGGGACAAAAGGGUCAAUUUUUUUCGGUGACAAUUUUUUGGGGCUGGGUCGCCAACGGCUUCUACCACUCUGCUGUUACUUUCUUGGGAUCGUACUUGAUCUAUGGCCGCGGAAACGUUUUGAACUCUCAUGGAGAAACUGCUGAUCAUUGGACAUGGGGGGUGGCAAUCUACACAUGUAGUGUCAUUAUUGUCAUUGGAAAGGCUGCGCUUGUCACCAACCAAUGGACCAAGUUCACUGCUUUUGCCAUUCCCGGCUCUUUGGCAUUCUGGUUGGUAUUUUUCCCCAUUUACGCUAGUAUAUUUCCACAUGCGAAUGUUUCGCGUGAAUACUACGGUAUUGUGCCACACGUCUACGGAUCUGCAACCUUCUGGUUGAUGUGCAUCGUUUUGCCCUUCUUUGCGCUGCUGAGGGACUUUGUUUGGAAAUACUACAAGCGAACUUAUACCCCAGAGAGCUACCACGUCGUUCAAGAAAUGCAAAAGUACAACAUUGGAGACUACAGACCACGCAUGGAACAUUUCCAAAAGGCUAUUCGGAGGGUAAGACAAGUUCAAAGAAUGAAGAAACAGCGUGGUUUCGCCUUCUCUCAAAGCGAAGUCGGUGGCCAAGAUAAAGUUAUCAGAAUGUAUGACACGACACUGAAGAGAGGCGCCCAUGGGGAACUGCAAGAUGCUUCAGCAAACCCAUUUCAUGACUGA